CGGCGUCCUAUAUAAGCGGCGCGCAGGAAGCGGCCGCGCUUUGGCGGUGAGACUUGGACUCGUUGCGCGUCCUGUGUUACCUGGGCCUCGGCAGAGCCAUGCGUGAGUGCAUCUCAGUCCACGUGGGUCAAGCUGGUGUGCAGAUUGGCAAUGCAUGCUGGGAACUCUACUGCCUGGAACAUGGGAUUCAGCCCAAUGGCACCAUGCCAAGUGAUAAAACCAUUGGAGGUGGUGAUGACUCAUUUAACACCUUCUUCAGUGAGACUGGUGCAGGAAAGCAUGUCCCCCGUGCAGUGUUUGUGGAUCUUGAACCUGCAGUGAUAGAUGAAGUGCGGGGUGGGACAUACAAACAACUUUUCCACCCUGAGCAGCUGAUAUCUGGUAAAGAGGAUGCUGCAAAUAAUUAUGCUCGUGGUCAUUAUACUGUAGGGAAAGAGAUAAUUGACCUGGUCCUAGAGCGCAUCAGGAAGUUGUCUGACCAAUGCACUGGCUUGCAAGGCUUCCUGAUCUUCCACAGCUUUGGAGGAGGCACUGGCUCAGGUUUUACAUCUUUGCUGAUGGAGCGCCUGUCAGUUGACUAUGGAAAAAAAUCAAAGUUAGAAUUUGCAAUCUACCCUGCACCACAGGUCUCAACAGCUGUUGUUGAGCCCUACAACUCUAUCCUGACUACCCACACCACUCUAGAGCAUUCCGACUGUGCCUUUAUGGUUGAUAAUGAGGCCAUCUAUGACAUUUGCCGUAGGAACCUGGACAUUGAACGCCCUACCUACACCAACCUCAAUCGCCUCAUUGGCCAGAUUGUCUCUUCCAUUACUGCCUCCCUGAGAUUUGAUGGUGCCUUAAAUGUAGACCUCACUGAAUUCCAGACCAACUUGGUGCCUUACCCACGUAUCCACUUCCCCUUAGUAACCUAUUCCCCAAUUAUUUCAGCAGAGAAAGCCUACCAUGAGCAACUGUCUGUGUCUGAGAUAACUAAUGCUUGCUUUGAGCCUUCCAAUCAGAUGGUAAAGUGUGAUCCUCGCCAUGGCAAGUACAUGGCCUGUUGUAUGUUGUACCGUGGUGAUGUUGUUCCUAAGGAUGUCAAUGCUGCCAUUGCUGCUAUCAAAACAAAGCGCACAAUUCAGUUUGUCGACUGGUGUCCCACUGGUUUUAAGGUUGGUAUCAAUUACCAGCCUCCAACAGUGGUACCUGGUGGAGAUCUUGCCAAAGUCCAGCGUGCUGUCUGCAUGCUUAGCAACACCACAGCCAUUGCUGAAGCAUGGGCCCGUCUGGACCACAAGUUUGACUUGAUGUAUGCCAAACGUGCUUUUGUCCACUGGUAUGUGGGAGAAGGAAUGGAGGAAGGUGAAUUCUCAGAGGCUCGGGAAGACCUGGCUGCACUUGAGAAGGAUUAUGAAGAAGUGGGCACAGACUCAGUGGAAGGAGAGGAUGAAGGUGAGGAAUAUUAAAUUCCACAGAAGUGAAUGGCAAGUCUUUGCCACUCUACAGCCUCUUUAGCAAUAAUGAAAAUGUGGAAAUUUCUUUUCUGAAUCAUGCCAAGCUGUUUGGAAUAAACUUUUUUUUAAAAUUGGAA
Messenger RNA from Gavialis gangeticus (Gharial), 1573 nucleotides. Its product is annotated as tubulin alpha-8 chain. Gene Ontology annotation, biological process: mitotic cell cycle; microtubule cytoskeleton organization. NCBI's taxonomy places the organism in Eukaryota, Metazoa, Chordata, Crocodylia, Gavialidae. Gene Ontology annotation, cellular component: cytoplasm; microtubule. The transcript is spliced from 5 exons. The coding region runs from base 99 to 1448 and encodes 449 amino acids. The record is from RefSeq and is a predicted model, not a curated record. Gene Ontology annotation, molecular function: structural constituent of cytoskeleton; GTP binding.